AUGCUGGCUGGCUGCUGCAGACUGCAGUGCCUGCUGGCGGCUUGCCUGCACCUUCGCAUCCCAUCCCACACAUGUGCCACCGGACAGCUCCAUGGUACGACGACAAGAUGGACGUUGCUGCCGUGCUUGAGUUGUCAAAUUCCUAGUGUAGGGUGA
Neurospora tetrasperma FGSC 2508 is the source of this 156-nucleotide messenger RNA. RefSeq lists its product as uncharacterized. The transcript has 2 exons. NCBI's taxonomy places the organism in Eukaryota, Fungi, Ascomycota, Sordariomycetes, Sordariales, Sordariaceae. The coding region runs from base 1 to 156 and encodes 51 amino acids. The record is from RefSeq and is a predicted model, not a curated record.